Messenger RNA from Solanum tuberosum (potato), 1490 nucleotides. RefSeq names its product stomatin-like protein 2, mitochondrial. The transcript is spliced from 9 exons. The record is from RefSeq and is a predicted model, not a curated record. The coding region runs from base 85 to 1224 and encodes 379 amino acids. Gene Ontology annotation, cellular component: membrane; mitochondrion. Gene Ontology annotation, biological process: mitochondrion organization. NCBI's taxonomy places the organism in Eukaryota, Viridiplantae, Streptophyta, Magnoliopsida, Solanales, Solanaceae.
UCGUUUUCUUGCUAUUUCCUCUACUCCAAUUAUCCAAAAUUCACCUAUUUUUCACAAAAAUCCAGUUUUCAAUCGAAUACGAAUAUGAACAUCGGAAGAUCAAGCUCUAUGAACAAGCUUUGGCUGCUAAAUCACCACCUUCAUUCACGAACAAUAUCCACAACAACUUCUUCUCUCGUUACGAAGCAAACCUCCCAUCAGCUCCCGUCACGUCACCUAUCCCCUUCCCUUACUUCCACUACCGUCCGCCAUUUUUUCUUUCGUUCUCAAGAUCCAUAUGCCAAGUAUCAAGUUCGGGUGCCGAUGAAUUUGGGAAUUCGUAUAGUGCCUGAGAAAAAGGCGUAUGUAGUUGAACGAUUUGGGAAAUAUGUGAAAACAUUGACUCCGGGAAUUCACUUUUUGAUCCCUUUUGUUGAUCGAAUUGCGUAUGCCCAUUCUCUUAAGGAAGAGACUCUUCCGAUACCUAACCAGACUGCCAUUACUAGAGACAAUGUUAGCAUUUCGAUUGAUGGUGUUCUCUAUAUCAAGACUGUGGAUCCAAAAUUGGCGUCAUAUGGAGUUGAGAAUCCAUUGUAUGCGGUAAUUCAACUAGCACAGACAACUAUGCGUAGUGAGCUUGGCAAGAUCUCACUUGAUAAAACCUUUGAGGAAAGGGACACUCUGAAUGACAAAAUAGUGCUGGCCAUUAAUGAUGCUGCAAAAGACUGGGGACUGAAAUGUCUUCGUUAUGAAAUAAGGGAUAUAACUCCUCCUCGUGGGGUUAGAGCAGCUAUGGAGAUGCAAGCUGAAGCGGAACGUAAAAAAAGAGCUCAAAUUCUUGAGUCAGAAGGGGAGAGGCAGGCAAAUAUAAACAUUGCCGAUGGAAGGAAGAGUUCAGUGAUCCUUGACUCAGAAGCUGCAAAGAUGGACCAGGUCAACAGAGCACAAGGUGAAGCUGAAGCCAUUCUCUCUAAAGCACAAGCUACGGCAAAAGGAAUUGCUUUGGUGUCACAAACCCUUAAAGAGCAUGGAGGUGCAGAGGCAGCAAGCUUGAGGAUUGCAGAGCAGUAUGUCCAAGCCUUCAGUAACAUUGCAAAGGAGGGCACGACAUUGUUACUUCCUACAAGUGUUUCUGAUCCUGCCAGCAUGGUGGCUCAAGCUCUUCACAUAUACAAAAACAUAACGAGCAAGAACGCUGGCAUUGAGCUUCCAGAAGCCUCUCAAACUAAGUUGAAACAGAAGUGAAUCGUCUGAAGUAAUCAACAAUGACCGCUCUAUUACUGAUGAAGAUGACAAGAAGGAUCACUAAGCGCUUUGUCUGACUCGUCUAUAGAGUAGCUUUACUUUUUAAUUAGCCAUUAUGGAUUAUCUAGCUUUAUAUUCAUGUAUAGUCUAAGUAGAUCUGGUCAAUGAUAGGAUUCCUAUUCUUUAUUAUGGACUUACUUCCACCAUUUGUUCGGACUAUUGUGUUACUAAGAAUGGAUGCAAAAUUACAUGAUUUUGAGAACAUA